UGUCCCGUUACCUCAUUGACAUUCAGUCCCAGUGAGAGACACAGAGAGAGAGUACGAAGACAUUGUCCGGGACAGAGACAGCAGUUGUACUGAUGUAGUUGCUACAUAGCGACAGCAAAUGGACAUUUUGAGCGGAAUGAAGAUUAAAGUUUGAUGUGAGCAUGAACGAGCGUGAUCUGAGGAACACUGAGUGUGUUCUGACCUGGAUUCAGUGAAGAGUUUGGGAGAGACAGGGCGAGGGGUGAGGGGUGGACGAGGGAUUUACUGGGUCAAACAAACCGACUACCCCCACCACUGAAGAAGAAGGGAAAGUCAGAGGAGGACUAAGAAGAAAAAACACCAGACAAAGCACCAAGGAAACCAUGAACACUGAAAAGCCGUGUGUGCUGUGACUUCCUGAAGUCUAGAAGUGAGGUGAACUGAUCUGGAGAGAGAAGCACAAUGUCACGAUCAGACGAGGUCAACAAAAUGACAGAAAAUGUCUACAAGGGCAUUCUGGAGCAGUUCAACCCCAGUCUGAAGAAUUUUGUCACCAUGGGCAAACACUAUGAAAAGGCUCUGACAGGCGUCACAGUAGCAGCAAAGGGUUAUUUUGAUGCUCUGGUCAAACUAGGAGAGCUGGCCAGUGACAGCCAGGGCUCGAAAGAACUGGGUGAUACGUUGUUCCAGAUGGCAGAGGUUCAUCGGCAGAUCCAGGUCCAACUCGAGGAUGUGCUAAAGCUGUUUCAUUCAGAGCUGCUGUCUCAACUCGAGCAGAAACUGGAGCUAGACAUCAAAUAUCUGACCGCGACGCUGAAGAAGUACCAGAGUGAGAGGAAGUCAAAGGUGGAGUCCAUUGAGCGAUGCCAAUCACAGCUGAAGAAGCUGCGGAGGAAGAGCCAAGCUAGUCGCCAUCCCAACAAAUAUGGAGACAGAGAGAUGCAGUAUGUGGAGCUGAUGAGUCGCCGGCAGGGCGAGCUGGACUCUCUGGUUGCCGUUGGUUACCGCUCCGCUCUGACAGAAGAAAGGCGACGCUAUUGCUUUCUGGUGGACCGUCAGUGUUCAGUCACCAAGAUCCUCACCAACUACCACUGCAAGGUGAGAGAGCUGUUGUCUCAGAAGCUGUCGUCGUGGCAGCAGUCAUGUGCGCAGCCAACCAAGCUCCCGGAGCGAGCGCUGAGCCUGCUGCGUCACACCGCCCCCCAGAGCUCUGGAGGAGCCGGACUCGCCGAGGUCCUGCGCAACGCUAAACUGGGAAUCACUCAACACGGAGAACAGAGGCUGUCUGUACAGGAAGUCCCGCCUCUGUUGAACGGUGACAGCAGCAGUCGUCCUCAGCAGCAGCAGUCUCACCAGAACCCCUCCAGUAAUGGACAAGCCCACUCUUCAGCCAGCCCCGCCCACUUCCAGCCAACAGUGGGCGUGUCCGGGUGUCAGUCUCCUCCCACUGUUAGCCACACCCCCAGUUCCGCCCACAGCACUCCUCUGUCCCGCGCGCUGUCCAGCUGUCCUGCUGCUCCCGAUCUCUACUCCACCUCCACACUGCCUCUGCCCAGGAGACAGUCCAGCGACACUCGCCAGGGACUCAUGGGCUCGACUCUUCCCCGAGUGCUUCCGCUCUGUGCUCCGUCCCGUGUGGAGGCUCUGUUCCCUCACUCCCCAGACUCCUGCGAGGCAGAGAAGCCAGGAGACCGAGGAGGAAGCUCAUGUCUGCUGUCCUUCCUGCCUGGAGACGCUCUGUCCCUGCUGAUCAGUGAACCCAGAGACGGCUGGCACUACGGCCAGAACGAGCGCACGGGACGAAAAGGCUGGUUUCCCUUCUCCUACACACAGCCUUUCCCCAACACUCCCGGACAAGAUCUCAGUCCUCCUGCUCUGUCGAAGGUGAACAGCAGCAGUAUGGGGCAGUUAGACAGGCUUCCCCCCGCGGGUCAGAUGCCGCAGGUCUGUCCUGACUCUGAGGACGAGAGGAGCGUCUUGUCCCAGCGCAUCAGCACCUUCAGACCACGACCCUACAGCAUGAUGAACCCCGAGACCAGCAGGAUGAGGACGUCGACUGAUUUCACCUCGACGCCUCCAUCACCCAGCAGGAUCAACCCGUUCGCUCAUAUUCGCCUCAAGAAGACGGUGACCAAUGAUCGCUCCGCCCCACUGAUACAGCAGAGCCUUUGAUUGACAGCCAGAGAUGCUCCUGUGAAUGCUUCAUGAAUAACCCAAACUCUGAGAGGCAGAGUUUACACUUUUGAGAGAAUUAAGUGCAUUUAGAUCAUUUAGGAUUUAGCAGAUCAAACGUAUAUUCUAUAUAUAUUACAUUAUCAGAAAAAUGAAAUAUUUCAAGGUCUUUAUGUAUGAGUGCACUGACCUUUAACAUUUAACUCCAUAUUAUGGACAACAGUUUCUUCAGUAUUUUAACUCCUUUACUGUAAUGUCUACGAUGAAACAGUCAAUUCUCGAAAAAGUCAGUUUGACAAAACGUAGAUGUUUUUGGUAUAUCUGAUAUUUGUGGAGACGAUUCACAAUUUAGUUUCAUGAAAUAUUUACUCACUCGUGUCAUUCCACAUGCUAUCUAUCAUUUUUGGGUGAAUUGUUCCUGAGUGUACUUCCCACACAAAAUAAGAUACUUUCUCCUAAAACUUUUAUUUUAUGUAUUUUUAAAUAUUGAAUAAAGACAAGGUAUCCUAGAGCAUUCUGGGAGAAGCAGGUGAACGGACUGUUGGAGUCAAAAGCAGGGAAAUGGAGUAUAGUUAUAUAUAGAAAGGCUUUGAGAGAGUUUUUGGAAAAGCGUUGUGUUUGUGAAAGUGUGACGUGAAGAGGCUCUCGCUCUGGUCUCUUGUCUCCCUUCCAUCUGCUCUUAUGUGUUUUGUUAAACCCCAGAUCUCUAAAACUAAAGCUCGAGACCGUGCAGAGACGUGACAGAAGGUCUGGAAAGUGUAGACGUGCUGGAGGACAUGACGGAUAGAUGAGAAAUAAGCUGAAAAAACGUCUUUCUGACCCUUUUUCACCAUUAUUUUGGGACAGAGAAGACUUAACGAUGUAUUCGAAAUUAACCAAAAGAAUAUGAUUCAUUUACUUUUGAGUUUGUGUGUUACUGUAAGUUAAAUUGUUUCUGAAUUGUCUUAAAAGUUGCUUAUCGUUGUGAGGUUUUACACUGAAACCAAUCUAACUAAUUAUUAAAGGUGAGACCUUUGUUCACAAAUGUUUGAAUUAUUUCUCCACUCCUGGGUCGGUUUGUUCUGAUACCUUCAUUUAUUAACUUUUUCUAUUAUAAAGAUAUCUUAAGUUGAAUAAUGCUAAAAGGUUAAUCUCCAACCUUAUAUAUGCAAAUAUAAUGGUAUACUGUAAUACAGUGAGAAAUUAUUUUUUUUCAUAAAAUAUCAUAAUUACAUUAAUAAAAUGAACAUGAAUUUGAUAUUUGAUCAUGUUCUCGUCAUCAUCUGAGAUGAUCAAGAGCAACUUGAGCUUGAGUGGAUGCAGGAAUGCUCAAAAACACUCGGGUGCAUCUCAACAAAUUAUGAAGAAAUCACGGAAAAGUUCUUUCUUUUUUGUUUUAUUUUAAAUUUCCUAAGCUG
Sinocyclocheilus anshuiensis is the source of this 3548-nucleotide messenger RNA. Its product is annotated as brain-specific angiogenesis inhibitor 1-associated protein 2-like. The coding region runs from base 442 to 2151 and encodes 569 amino acids. Gene Ontology annotation, biological process: actin filament bundle assembly; actin crosslink formation; positive regulation of actin filament polymerization. NCBI's taxonomy places the organism in Eukaryota, Metazoa, Chordata, Actinopteri, Cypriniformes, Cyprinidae. Gene Ontology annotation, molecular function: cytoskeletal adaptor activity; protein binding. The record is from RefSeq and is a predicted model, not a curated record. Gene Ontology annotation, cellular component: cytosol; nucleoplasm. The transcript has 15 exons.